AUGACAUAUGAUUUACACACAGCAGAACUACCAGCUUAUACGCCUUUCUUUGGAUACAUGGGAGCCGCUUGUGCACAGAUCUUCACCGUUCUGGGCGCCGCCUAUGGAACAGCAAAGUCAGCUGUCGGAAUAUGUUCAAUGGGAGUGAUGCGGCCCGAACUGAUAAUGAAAUCUGUAAUUCCAGUCAUCAUGGCUGGUAUUAUCGCUAUUUAUGGACUUGUUGUGGCAAUUGUUCUGAAAGGCAAAGUUAAUUCGGCCAGCAACGGUUACACCCUCGGGCAUGCAUUUGCGCAUUUUGCUGCGGGUCUCACUUGUGGCUUAUGUGGUCUGGGAGCCGGAUACGCUAUUGGAAUCGUUGGAGAUGCUGGAGUGCGAGGUACAGCUCAACAGCCUCGUCUAUUCGUGGGAAUGGUUCUCAUCUUGAUUUUUUCUGAGGUGCUCGGUCUAUACGGGAUGAUCGUCGCUCUCAUAAUCGGAGCUGCUUGA
This is a messenger RNA of Ostertagia ostertagi, 486 nucleotides long. NCBI's taxonomy places the organism in Eukaryota, Metazoa, Nematoda, Chromadorea, Rhabditida, Trichostrongylidae. The record is from the annotation of a GenBank genome assembly.